Physella acuta is the source of this 5097-nucleotide messenger RNA. Its product is annotated as zinc finger protein GLIS1. Gene Ontology annotation, molecular function: DNA-binding transcription factor activity, RNA polymerase II-specific; RNA polymerase II cis-regulatory region sequence-specific DNA binding. NCBI's taxonomy places the organism in Eukaryota, Metazoa, Mollusca, Gastropoda, Physidae. The record is from RefSeq and is a predicted model, not a curated record. Gene Ontology annotation, cellular component: nucleus. Gene Ontology annotation, biological process: regulation of transcription by RNA polymerase II.
CAUACAACAAAAUCAGAGCUGACAGGAGCUGACCAUAAUUCGCUUAACAGUUUCUUCAUAUGCGAUUUAAAAUGCAUCCUCUCGACUUAAGUCCAAAAGCACCGACUUUAGCUACAAACUCAAAAAAUAUAAAUUCAGAGAUCCACGUGACAGGCGCUAAUCUAGGCGAAAGCGUGAGCCAAAAUACCAUACAUGUAAGCAGAAAAGAAAAAGACCAAGGAAAACGCGGCCGACCAAGAGCUGAUGUUUUAACAGCUCUAAUGGUUGAAGGGUCCUCAUCCAGAUCUAGGAUACGAUGCAAUAAAUGUGGACGUGUUUUCCCAAGAGAAAAAUCCUUACAAGCUCAUUUGAGGACACACACAGGAGAACGGCCUUACACUUGUGAUUAUCCUGGCUGUACGAAAGCAUUUUGCCAAAGUGGUCAGCUUAAAACACACCAGAGGCUACACACUGGAGAAAAGCCCUUUGCCUGUGCUGUGGAUGGGUGUGCAAGUAGAUUCACCCAUGCUAAUCGCCACUGCAGUCAACAUCCAUUUGUUGGACUAAAGCGCCAAGAGAUGGAUUUGUCAUAUGUCACAAAGUUAUGUAGUGAAGAAUUAAAUCCAGAGAUUAAAAAAUGGAUUACCAGAUACAUCAAACAAUGUCAAGAAAGAAUCAUUCCUAAAUCACCCCUCAAAAGAACAUCUUCUACAGAAAGCAUGGAAGACAGUGUGUUAAAAAUCAUACCAAACAACAGCAAUGCUACUAGGAGCUGGUCUUUACCUCACAUAACUUCUCACUGCACACCUUCUACUACAUCUCUGGUUCAGUCCACCAGCAGGAGCCUGUCACCUCUAUCAUCACCUCCUGCCUCUACAGCCAUACCUAAGUUGCCAAGACAACCAUCAGCAUCAUCAACAGGAUCCUCAUCUUCUGGUGUGUCAUCCAUGUCAUCCACUUCUUCCCUGUUAAGUACGGAACCAAGGCCGGAUGAUACAGAUUAUAUCUACUCCAGCCAGAUGAUUUUACAAGGACAUUAUAAUGAACCGUGCCAAAUAUCGUCGACUUUAUCAGCAUUGUCUGAUGUGAAGCCUAUUGACUACAGAAAAUAUAACCUGGACCGCCCAGCUGUUAACUUCCAAAUGAUAAACUCUCCUCCACUGUAUAAACUACCAGCUUUGGAGACAGUUAGAAUCAUUCCAUCUUCAACGUGUCAUUCUAACCAUGAAGUAUAUCCACUUGCUAACUCUACACAACAAAAACGUAAAAGCCAUUGGGCACUGGAUCACAGCAAAAGCAAACAUUUUUCAAACCAAAUUCAUUCUGUUCAUUCCAAACAUCUACUAAGCUCAGCAAGUCCUGUUUUAUAUGAGCCUAUCCCCAUAUCUCCUGUAAGCCCAGGAAAUUUUAGUGAAUUCACAUUCAAUACUCCAAUGUAUACCACACCUAAACCUGAUAUGGGGCUAUGUUUAAGUCCACAGCCUAAUAAUUCUUUCAUAACUUCACCAGUGAGUCCCAUUAAAUCUGAACCUGAUUCUCCUCUCAAUCUCUCAAUACUAAAGCCUCCUGUUGUCUCAGCCGAGGAACUGGUUCCUAUGAAAUCUGAAAAUAGCUUCAACCACUGUGAAUCAAGCUGUAAUUCUAGCAGCCCCAAGACACAAACGUCAGAAACAAGGCACUCACUUAGCUACAGGAUAGCACCAAAAAACAGAGAAAAGGAUCGUUACAUUUCUGCACUAGCUUUGAUUGAACUCUCUAAAUGUUAAAGUGUAUCAUUUCAUUUGUUUUUAGAAAACAAUUAAUAUUGGCUUUUUAAAUGGAAAAAAACUAUUAAAAUUAAUUUUUAAUAUGUGAUUUCUUAUUUAUAAUAAUAAUAUUAAUGUAAUUUAAUAAGAAAAUGUAUCUGGAAAUACUGUAAAAAGUACUUACAAAUACAAAAAUUAUAAUUAUAUCUAAUUCUGUAACUUAUUUACAAUAUGACAUGACAUGUUUUCAAUGGUCUUUGCCAAGACCAUUAAGACUGCACAAAUGUUAUGGUUUAUUUUCUUGUUUUUUUCUGUUAAAACUGAAAAAUGUAAUGGCACACAGUAAAUAUGUUUGGCAACAAGGCUCAAGUUUAUAUUGUUUUCAUAUUUCAGAUCCAAAACUUACAGUGGUAAAUUAAAUCACUUUUUAUUAUAAAGGAUCAGUGAUUUAUACAUCUGUGCUAAAAGUCCUUCUUAAGUAAUAAGUUAUGGUGUUUUUAACAGAGUUAAACAAGCCAAAUCAAAGAAUGUUCAACAAUUCUUGAUGUUGUUAAUGAAACUUUUUGUUUCAUUUCACUGCUGCAAAAAAUACCAGCAUUCGUUCUAAUGGAAGCUUUUUGAAUAUUUUACUUUAAAUACAUGUUUUUUUAAAUGAGUAUAGAGAUUUUGUUUCUUACCUCGUUUAUAUAUUUAAUUAUUAAUUGAUGGCUUAUUAUAACUGUAUUUUUUUAAGAACCAUGCCAAAUAAAGAAACAAUACAUUAUUUAAUUGUGAAUAUACAUUGGAGCUUUUUUCUAUUAAAAAAUAUUUCAUUUUUAAUUGUGUAACUAAAGUAUUGUUAUCUUUAAAACUACAUCAAAUUGACCUUAUUUUCUGUGAAAGAAUACCUUGGAUAAUAUUGAUUGGUAUCUGCUAUCCAAGAUAGAAUUUAAAAUAAAAUAGGAUAGUCAAAAUCUAACUAUUUAUCUUAUCUAAGUAUGUAUUUCUAUAAGAAUUCAUCUUCAUUAUUUUCUAUGUUCAACUAGACCUAGAUGCCUUUUCUGUGUAAAUAUGAAUAAAAAAUUUGCUUAUAAUUUUUGCUUGAUAUGGUGCAGAUUUAAAUAUGUAGGGCACAAAUGGUUAAUAGAUAAAAUGUUUAAUUAUUCUUUUGUUGACUAAGUAAAUAAUUCGAAAGAUUUCUUUUUGCAUUUUUUCUAAGUGUAAUAUAUUUUACCUAUUAAGACUGUUACGGAUUUCAUAAACUAAAAUGUUGUUUAAAAAUACUUUGUUUAACAUAAACUGUUUAAAAAUGCAAUACUUGAAACUUUUUAAUGCUUUUUUUUGAAAGCUUUAUAUAUUUGCUCAAUUUAUAUGUUCUUGCUUUUAUUUAAAUUUGCUUGUAGAUAAAUUCCCCCCUGCUUUAUUAAAAAAACUAUGAUAAAAGAAGUAACAUUUUAAAAGCAGCUAUUUAACAAUCAAUGAAUGAUGUAAUGAAAAUUCCUGCCAUUUACAAUAUUCCAGCCAUAUGUACAUAACUUUUUUAUAUUUUUAAUUUAUUUUUAUUUUUACAUGAAAAAAUUACAAAAGAAAAAUUAUUAACUCACCAUAAGUGAUAUCUAAAAUUAGCAUCUUCUUAUAUUCAACCGUCCUUAAAAUGUAAGAAAUAAUGUACAUAUUCUGGUGUUAAUUGGUUGUUAAUGACAUUUUUAAAGUAAUUUUGAGUUGUGUUAUUGCAAAUGCUUUUGAAUAUUCAGACGCUCAUUUUGAAUGUGAUUCUUAUACCCUUUUUAUAUACAGUAUGUAAAUAGCAAUAUGUGCUUUUGCUGUAAUUAGCAAUUACAUUUUUACUUAAUAACCCUAUCAUAAUAAAACAACGUGUGUGCCAUUGUUUUUGGGUUCUACAUGCUUAUACUUGAUUAGAAAUAAUGUGUUUUAAAAGUAUCUAUGUAUUUUUGUUUUAAAUUAUUGCUUUAGAAAACCUACAUACUUACAUAGAAAAUAUAGGCCUAGAAUGGUCAAUAACUGUUAUAUUUCAAUAAUUUUAACUGAUUAUACAAUCCUUACUAAUAUUUUUGCUUGUUUACAACACUACAGCCCACUCGUUAAUGUUACAAAAUAAUGUGUUCAGUAAAACUGCCAUUUAAAAACACAAGUUCACAUAGAGUAAGUAGUUUUGCCAAGUACUGCCUUAGUUUCUUAUGCUCAAGAUAUAUCUCACUCAUUCACACAUAUCCAGAUUUUUUUUUCAUUCACCAUUUAAAUUGAGCUAGUGUUCAUUACUGCCUCUUCUAAAAUUUAUUUACAGUGUCUUCAAAUUUUUUAUAAUUUUUUUGGUUAUAAUUAAGGUAUCUAAUAUACAAAUAGUAUUAUUAUUAAUGAUGCAGAUGCUUGGAAUGUGUUCUAUUUCUGACGUUCUAACAAAGAUUUGUCAGGCUGCAGUAAAAGUAGUAGUCUCUCAGUUUCCUUUUGGAACCUCAGUAAAAAGUAGUAGUCUCUCUGUUCCCUGUUGGAACCUCAGUAAAAAGUAGUAGUCUCUCUGUUCCCUGUUGGAACCUCAGUAAAAAGUAGUAGUCUCUCUUUUCCCUGUUGGAACCUCUCCUUGUUACUUCUUCCUGGUCACAUUCCAGCUAUUUCUGCCUUGGCUUUGUUUUUAGCCUUCUCACAAAAAUCAUUAGUUUUAUUGGAUAUACUUUAAACUGGUUCAUCUGUUUACACAUUUUAUAAUACUACUAUGCAACUUCCAUUUGAAUAAUUAUAAAUACAGAUUUUUUUCAGCUUAAGCAAUAGUUUAUGAGCACCUUUUUAUGGUGUUGUUAUUCUAUGUUUUGAUAUACAGUUUUUCCUAUAUGCAGCUUUUGUACUAAGUAGGCUAUAAUCUACAUUACUGUAAUCAUAUUUUAAAUGUUUAGAAAAUUUAGAUAGCUAGUUGUUCUUAUGCCUAUUUUCUAAAUACAAUGGUUAAAUUGAACUUUAUUUUUUAGCCCAAAUAGUUAUUUUCCAAAUUUAAAAUAUUUUUGUAGUUGUGAGAAAUUAGUUUUUAAAUUAUGGAUUAACUAUAGGAUAACAAAUACACUUUUAUUUUGUAAUACCAACAGUUUAUAUAUACUAUAGUUUUCAAGGACUUUUAAUUGUGGUAAAACUGUUGGGUACAAACAUACACAUCAGUUGCGGUUUUGAUUAAAAUGAAGUGUUUAACAAAGAAAGUUUUUUCUGAUAAGGGUAACUACUUUUAGGACUUUUGCCACUUAAUUGACGCAAUUUGGAAAAUGACUUCAUUUCCUAGACCACAAUGGUCAUUUGUAAAUUAUUUUUAACCAGGCAACAAAAAGAAAGUUAUGUUUUGGUUUAACUGUAGAAAAUCUUCAACAAUCAGACUUGCUGUGUUAACUUAUGG